Molecule: messenger RNA, 1354 nt
Organism: Nothobranchius furzeri (turquoise killifish)
Lineage: Eukaryota; Metazoa; Chordata; Actinopteri; Cyprinodontiformes; Nothobranchiidae
Gene: parla
Product: presenilin associated, rhomboid-like a
Cellular component (GO): membrane
Molecular function (GO): serine-type endopeptidase activity
Source: RefSeq, a predicted model, not a curated record
UGCAUCUUAAGCAUUCAACUCGCAAUGGGAGGAGCUUCAGACAAGAGGUCACAACAAUCAUGGCGUGGAGAGGAUGUUUUUUGAAGUGGGCCAAAACAGACUUCAUCAGAUACCCUAAGAAUAUUUCACGAAGCUCGAGAGUUAACCCCUACAACCAGCAGAGGUGCAGUUUCCGUCGAGAAGCCAAAAGACCAGAUACCAAGAAAGAAAAUAUCACCCAAGAGUUGAAUACCUCUCCUUCUGAGGCUGGCACAGCCGGUCCACCACCUCCCCCCUACAUUCGAAAACCCACACUUUUCAGACCGCUGAUAUUUACUGUAGGGUUUACAGGCUGCUCCUUUGGUGUGUCGGCUAUUCUGCAGUAUGAGACCAUAAAGUCAAAAGUUCAGACUGCAAAAGAUGGAGAAGAGUUAGAAAAACUUGCAUUGGGCUCUCCGGACAUGGCGUACUGGCACGACUGGUGGAACCAGCUGUCCGGCUUCCGGCGACAGCUUAUUCUCCUCAUGUCCAUGGUGGAUGACCUUUGGAACAGCCUCACAGAGGGACAGAGAACUGCCACUGGCAUUAUUGCAAUUAAUGCGGCAGUUCUGUGUUGCUGGCGGAUCCCGUCCAUGCAGAGAACAAUGAUCAAGUACUUCACAUCCAACCCAGCCUCCAAAAUACAGUGCCUUCCCAUGGUUCUGUCUUCCUUCAGCCACUACUCCAUUAUCCACAUGGUGGCCAACAUGUACGUCCUAUGGAUGUUCUCCUCUGGAAUUGUAUCUCUCCUAGGGAAAGAGCAGUUUCUUGCGGUCUACUUCUCUGCUGGAGUGAAUUCUACUAUGGUCAGUUACCUGUGUAAAACAGCCACUGGGCGGUUCUAUCCAUCAUUAGGGGCGUCAGGUGCUGUCAUGGCGGUGCUUGCUGCUGUCUGCACGAAAGUGCCAGAGGCCAAACUGGGGAUAAUCUUCCUUCCAAUGGUCACAUUCACAGCAGGCAAUGCUCUCAAAGCGCUUGUGGCUAUAGAUACAGCAGGGCUCAUGUUGGGAUGGCGGCUGUUCGACCAUGCUGCUCAUCUUGGCGGAGCCCUCUUUGGAGUAUGGUAUGUUGCAUAUGGUCACAAACUGCUUUGGAGGCGGAGGGAGCCUCUCGUGAAGCUGUGGCACAACAUGCGCUUCUCAGUCUCCAGAGGGUCUAGGCCGGGCGGUAGACCUGGGGACAAAGGUGGUGGUGGGGGACCUGGACAUCACUAAGACCUUUGGAAGCUUUUAGGAAGAAAGAUACUUCCACUUCCUUUAAUUAUAUACAAGGACAUUUUUAUUCAUGUGAAGUGAGUUUGUGUUCAAUAAUAAAUAUAGUUUGUCAUUUAAAAUUA